AUGUAUAAACUUAAGGGAGUAAAUGGAGAAUGGUCAGGAUGGGGUUCGUGGGGAGUUUGCGACCAGACAUGCGGUCAAGGUACCCAGCGAAGAUCAAGAACAUGCAGUAGUCCCCCACCAAGCGAAGGAGGUCGUAAUUGCACAGGAUCAGAUAUUGGAACACGAUCCUGCAAUAUUGUACAUUGUCCAAUAAAUGGAGAAUGGUCGGGAUGGGGUUCGUGGGGAGUUUGCGACCAGACAUGCGGUCAAGGUACCCAGCGAAGAUCAAGAACAUGUAGUAGUCCCCCACCAAGCGAAGGAGGUCGUAAUUGCACAGGAUCAGAUAUUGGAACACGAUCCUGCAAUAUUGUACAUUGUCCAAGUAAUGGCGGCUGGGGCCAAUGGUCAGACUGGUUUGCUGGUUGUGGAAGUCAAACGAGGACAAGGGCAUGCGAUAAUCCAACUCCUGAAUUUGGAGCGUAUGCCGAUUGCUCUGAGAUACAUAAAGCUCACCCAGACCUUCCUUCUUCAAUCUAUACCAUCACAACCUGGAACACAAGUAGUCAAGCGAAGGUUGUCUGUGAUAUGGAUACGGACGGAGGGGGGUGGACGGUUUUUCAGCACCGCGUAAAUGGAAGUGUCGAUUUCUACCGGAACUUCUCUUCUUAUGAGGCCGGGUUUGGUUCUCCUAGUGGGGAGUUCUGGCUAGGGUUGUCCCUGAUGCAUGAGAUGACGUCACGGACCACCAACGAGUUACGAAUCGACAUACAAAGAGCUAAUGGAGGCCUCGGCUAUGUAGUUUACCCAAAGUUCAGAAUAGAAGCCGCCCCAACAUACAUAUUGCGAAUUGGAACCAAAACAGACUACGGCGGAAGUUAG
This is a messenger RNA of Mya arenaria, 858 nucleotides long. Its product is annotated as coadhesin-like. The record is from RefSeq and is a predicted model, not a curated record. The transcript has 7 exons. Lineage: Eukaryota; Metazoa; Mollusca; Bivalvia; Myida; Myidae. The coding region runs from base 1 to 858 and encodes 285 amino acids.